Molecule: messenger RNA, 1000 nt
Organism: Schistocerca serialis cubense
Lineage: Eukaryota; Metazoa; Arthropoda; Insecta; Orthoptera; Acrididae
Product: neuroparsin-A
Exons: 5
Coding region: 360-671 (103 amino acids)
Source: RefSeq, a predicted model, not a curated record
GUUGGGCCGUGCGCCCAGCUGAACUACGGACCCUGACCCGCUAUUAUAAAUAGUGAAACGCAGGGCGACCUAGCUUCCAGUUGUCAGCAGGACAGGCCAUAAGCGACUUCGUGCCACCAAUCUCUGUCGCGUGAUGAGCGUCCGCCAGUAAUUACGAGGAGCGUUGUUUACCGCGGCUCCGUCAUGGGCGCGCACGGGCUCAGCGCCUGACGGGCACCGCUCGGGGGUUGACAGCAGCCGGCCGUGACGCAACGCCGCCGCCGGCCGCGUAUAUAUUGGCGCCGGGACGCGACACCGCCGCCGCAGACCUCCGCCGCCAGCCGUUACCACCACAUCGGCCACCAACAGACGCCGCCGCCAUGAAGCCCGCAGCAGCACUUGUCGCCGCCACCCUUCUCAUCGCCGUCAUCCUGUUCCACAGAGCGGAAGCCAACCCAAUAUCCCGGUCUUGCGAAGGGGCUAACUGUGUCGUCGAUCUGACACGUUGCGAAUACGGUGAAGUGACGGACUUCUUCGGACGCAAAGUCUGCGCCAAGGGUCCUAGCGAGCAUUGCAACGACUUCGUCAAGUGCGGGGACGGCCUGCGGUGCAACUGCGGCCGCUGCACCGGCUGCUCGAUGCACACGCUCCAGUGCUACUCCGACUUCAGCACCCCGACCACCUGUCCAUAGGCGGCGCGGCGUGGCGCGGCGCGGCGUCUUCUCCGGCUGGCAUCAGUAUUACAGGGGGCGCCGGCGGUGACACAGCCCACCCCUCGCCGACGCCCCUGCUUCGUUCCUGUUUUGUCACGCGAUCUCAAUCUAGUCUAUUUAUUUUGUACAGUGCCGUUUGUGUUCUACGAAGUAGACUUGCGUUUUGUCUUUCCCAUUUGUUUAAGUUCCAGUAAAAGUGCUGUUUAUUUGGUUGCGUCAUGUAACUGUCCUGCUGUGUGUAUCACAUUGAUACCCGACUGCCUCUGAAUCACUGACUGAAUAAAAAAUUAUAUUUUGAAGCAACGAAA